AUGUUAAAAUGUUUUGUGCUUAUUUGUCGCAAGGAAAGGGAAGUUGAAAGUGGUGCUCAAAGAUGCUGGAACUUCAUAAACGCUGGGAAGGUGCGAGUGCUUAGCGUCACAAGCAAGAAGUGCAGCGGAGGGAUACAGACAUGUGGUAAAGUAGAAGCUACCUCAUUGCAUUCAGAAAAAAUCCAGAUGGAGAGUAAUCCGAGGGAGAAUUGUGUUAAAAAAAUUAAUGAAGAAUAUCGAAAGGUGCAACAGCUGAUCCCACUUCAUGACAACGAAUUACAAAAAAUAAGAAAUGUCUUAAUUCGAGUUAUAAAUGAUAAUGAGUUACUACACCAUAUUGUGCAUACAUACAAAAUACCUAGUUUUUUUUUAUUAGACAAUGAUGUGAGAAAUCAUUUUUUGCAAUAUCUCAUAGAAAACACAAGUCAUUCAUAUGAUUUGAGGGAAUUUUUGCUGAAUGUAGAGAGAAAUGAAACAAAGAAAGAAACAAGAGAUUGCUUUUCCCAUAUGGUAUCGAGUGAAGAGAAGGAGAUAAGUGAAAUGUCACAGGAAAGGAGAAGCACAUUCAAGGAAUGCAUGAUGCCAUAUGAAAAAGUUUUAAAUAUUUUUCUGUCUUUUAUAAAAAAAUAUUACUACAAGCAGUGGAUUUUUUAUGAACAUGUUAAGAGAAUAUGCGACUUUAGUGAAUUGAGUACACUUGUAAAAAAUAAAAAAAAAGGAAGAAAAUUACACUUGUACAUUGGUCCAACUAAUAGUGGGAAAACAUAUGAAGCUUUCAAGAAAUUAUGUAAAUCAAAUAAUGGGUUGUAUUGUGCUCCUUUAAGAUUAUUAGCAUGGGAAAUACACAAAAAAUUGAUUAAAUUAAAUAAAGUUACUAAUUUAUUAACAGGUCAGGAAAUAAUUGAAAAAAAAAAUCCUUCACACACAGUGUGUACAAUAGAAAUGACUCCAUUGAAUAGAAAUUAUGAUUGUGUUUUAAUUGAUGAAAUUCAGAUGAUUAGCAAUGAUACAAGAGGAUACUCUUGGACAAACGUUCUUCUAAACGUAAAUUGUGAAGAGAUAUAUUUAUGUGGAAGUGAAAAUGUCGUCAAUUUAAUUAAAAAUCUGUCUGACCUUCUACAUGAUGAAUUGAUAAUAAAGCGAUUCAAAAGAUUAACCAAAUUACAUGUACAGGAAAAUACAGAGGAUUUGAAAAAUCUCAAGACAGGUGAUUGUGUAAUAACCUUUUCUCGAAAUAACAUAAUGUUGUUGAAGCAUCGAUUGGAAGGGAUGAAUAAAAGAGUUUUUAUAAUUUACGGGUCCUUGCCCCCUGAGUCGAAGAAAAAACAAAUUGAACUCUUCAAUUGGUACUGUACAGAGGAGAAUAAAACGGUUGAAGUUGGAGCAGGAGGAGAAGUAGAAGAGGGAGAAGUAGAAGAGGGAGAAGUAGAAGAGGAAGAAGUAGAAGAGGAAGAAGUAGAAAAGGAAGAAGUAGAAAAGGAAGAAGUAGAAGAUGACCGCGAAGAAAGAAUGAGACUCCAGGACCACCGAGGUAAAUAUUCAAGGUUAUCCAAAUCUAAGAAGGAAACUAUAUUAAUCGCAACGGAUGUUAUAGGUAUGGGGGUGAAUAUCAACAUAAAAAGGAUCAUAUUUUAUUCUUUGCAGAAAUUUGAUGGAUAUAAGUUAAGAUAUUUAAGUAUUUCAGAAGUACUACAAAUAUCCGGAAGAGCUGGAAGAUUUUACCAGGAGUCCACAGAACCCAUAAAUGGUUAUGUUACUUGUGUACAUUCGCAUGAUUUACACAUUGUUAAAAGAAUAUUUAGGGGAGAAAACAUUGGUGCGCCCAUUGAAAGUAGUGUGGAGAAGGACGAUAUUGGAAAUCUCUCUACUGACAUGAUGGCUCAAAGAGAAGGGAAAAACAAUACAUGCGCAGAUGUACAAGAUAAUUGGAAUAAUCCUUAUGUAGAUACAUCACAUAUUUUACAAUCAAAAAAUGAGAAAGUUCUGCAAGAUGUUGUUACUAAAUUAAAUGGGAAUAGGAACAGUUUCUUCGAUACUGAAACAUUAAGUGUGAGAAUUGACCCCCCCCAAUUGGGCAGUAUAAGAGGGGACAAUUCUGCAGAUUCAUUUUUUAAUCUUAAAGAAAGGAAGGAUUCGUUUACACGUGCAGGAUAUUUUCCUGAUUUUAAUAUGAUUGAUAAAUUAAAAAAAUUGUUAGAAUUUGAACACAAGGCUAAAAUUGAACUACAUGAAAUUUUGCAAAUACUGGUGGAUUAUGUAAAAAUAAAUGAUGUCUAUUUCUUUCUUACAAAAAAUUAUAACCAAAUGGUAUUUAUUGCUAAAUUUUUAAAGAAUUCAAAGUUGGACACCAAAAUACUCUUUGCAUACACAUUAUCCCCAAUAAAUAUAAAUAACGUUAAUAUGUUAACUGCAUUGAAAACAUUUGCUAUGUGUCAUGAGAUAUUAGGUUUUGUGGAUUUUUUUCAAUGCAUAAGUCGAGACAUGGUUGUUAUUCCUACUAAUGAAGUGGAGGGUGUUAAAGGUGCUGAGAACAUAAAGGGAGAAUUAAGCAACUUAGAUCUGCUUACCAGUGGGUUACUAUUUCAUGGGAACACCAUCAAUGGAGAAGCCACUAACGGAAUCACUGAUGGGGUUCGCAAUGAGAUUAGCGGUAAACUUCGAAAUGAGGUUUUGUGGGGAAAGCAUCAUACAGCUGGCAUGGAGGAACCAAGGAGCUGCAGCUUCUUUCCCAGCUCUAAUUACAUACAGGAGCUGAUGGAAAAAAAUACAGGUUGUCUGAAUUUCCCAUUAGAUACAAAUGUUUUAUUUUCUUUACCUGAGGACAAGAGUGUGACCCAUCGAAUCGUUCCACAGGAUUUGAACCCACCAAACAUAGGGUUCUAUGAAUACAUCAGUGUACUUGAGGUAUAUUAUGAAAUAAUCGACCUGUACUGCUGGUUACAUACAAAGUUUCCUAAAAUUUAUACAAAUAUAGAUUCAGUAAAUGACGAAAAAAAAAGAGUUUCCAAUGCAAUUAUACAUAUAUUAACAAAAUCGUUAAAAGAGGUGAAGCAAUAG
Plasmodium gonderi is the source of this 3057-nucleotide messenger RNA. Its product is annotated as ATP-dependent DEAD box helicase. Gene Ontology annotation, molecular function: hydrolase activity, acting on acid anhydrides; RNA helicase activity. The record is from RefSeq and is a predicted model, not a curated record. NCBI's taxonomy places the organism in Eukaryota, Apicomplexa, Aconoidasida, Haemosporida, Plasmodiidae. The transcript has a single exon. The coding region runs from base 1 to 3057 and encodes 1018 amino acids. Gene Ontology annotation, cellular component: mitochondrial degradosome. Gene Ontology annotation, biological process: RNA catabolic process; mitochondrial RNA 3'-end processing.